This is a messenger RNA of Trichosurus vulpecula (common brushtail), 5947 nucleotides long. RefSeq names its product protein mono-ADP-ribosyltransferase PARP14-like. Gene Ontology annotation, cellular component: cytoplasm; nucleus. The record is from RefSeq and is a predicted model, not a curated record. Gene Ontology annotation, molecular function: nucleic acid binding; transcription corepressor activity; NAD+ poly-ADP-ribosyltransferase activity. Gene Ontology annotation, biological process: negative regulation of gene expression. NCBI's taxonomy places the organism in Eukaryota, Metazoa, Chordata, Mammalia, Diprotodontia, Phalangeridae. Bases 72 to 5525 code for a protein of 1817 amino acids. The transcript has 17 exons.
UCAGUUACUCGCCUCCCGAGCCAAGCUUACAUACAUUGGAGCCUGGACUCACGAGUCCUCACCCUGCCUUGAUGGCCACUAACGGCGCUGCCUCCUUCCCUCUUUACCGGGUCCUGGUCUUGGUGCCCAAGUACUAUUCUGGACUGGAGAGGAAACUGCAAAAGUAUUUCCAGAGCCCGAGGAAGUCCGGGGGAGGAGAGUGCAUGGUCAAAGCUGGUACCAUCGAAGGCACUUUCUGGGUAGAGUUUUUGGAAAGAGAAGCAAGACAACGAGUCCUGGAGAGAGAGAACCAUGAGUUAGAAUUACCAGGAGAAGAAAAGUUGAAGCUCACUGUCAGAUUGCCUACAGCAAAGGAUGUGGAUGAAGGCAAUGAAGAAGAAAUCCCAACAGAAGAAUCCAAGAUCAAAGAUGGAGCCCAGGAACAAGAUGUAUCAGAAGACCAGGACACAAAGCUCCCACUGGACAGAAGACUGGAUGAGACAGAGGACAUGUCCAAAGGAUCUGAAAAUGUUCCUUCUCUGGUUGCAUUUAAAAAUCUCCCAGAUCUGAAGAACGAGUAUCUCCUAGUUUUACUGGUGGAAAAGAUUACCGGUCUGUCAAAGACCAAAGGAGAUUUUGAAGUAGAAGUCAUACCAGAAGCAGAAACUGCUGUGUUUACCUUUCUGAAACAAAUUGAUACAAAGACAUUUGUGGAUCAUUGUUCUCAAAACCGAAUAGUCCAAGAGAAAAAGAUUUGUGUAGCACCUCUGGAAGAGACAAGAACCAUUCUGGUGGAAAACCUGCCCUCUGAUGUUAAUGAAAGUUACAUCACUCUUUUCUUUGAGAACCUCCAUAAUGGAAGGGGACAAAUAACCAAAGUCCAGUGUUUCCCAAAAGAUGAUUCAGCUCUGAUUGAAUUUUCUGAAUGCCAAGUGGUCAAAGCAAUAUUGACAAAGAAUCUUCUCUUCAACAACAAUUCCAUUUCAAUAGUCUCAUACUACCAUAGUUUGGGUACUGCUUUAUAUGGAAAGGCACAACGACCAACGAAGCUGCCAGAGCCCUUAACAAUACCAGUGGAACCUUAUCUAUUGAAGCUCUUACAGAAAGAUGAUCAAGUAAUUGGAGAGAUAUCUAGCACCAUGGAGAGCUGUCACUGUGAGCUAACAUGGCCUAUACCCAAUGGUAAAGAGACAGAAAUUAUACUCAGUCCUUCAGCCACCUUAGUCAGCCAAAGGAGAACAAAGAGCAACAUAAUCAAGACAUGGAGUGAGGAUGUUUCCCUGAGAUUCUCUUGCCUCAUGUCUGAAUACCAGGUUAGGAAGUAUAAUGUAGCCCCAGGGAUGUGGGAAGCCAUUAGAGAGAGCAUAGGAAAUAAAAGCAUUUUGACUGAGUUUGAUAAGCUUCAGGAGACAGUGAUCAUUGCAGGGAGACUGGAGGAUGUGCAAAGAACUGAACGACAGAUGAGGACUCUGAUAGAAAAGUUCAUCCAAAAAAUAGAAAGGGAAAAACAAAGUAUAAGUGUGUACUUGACCAUGUGUCCUGGAAGGUUUUCUAUUUUGUGCAAGAACGGGUUAGAAGAGACUCUCCACAAGGAAUACCCAGAGCUGGAAGUCACUUACAGUGCCCUCACAAAGAGCAUUUGCCUGAGUGGAUUGCCCAUAGAUGUGUACAAAGCAAAGAGUGAAAUUCUGGAGAAACUGCAGAGCUUGGCUCAGAAACCCCUCCAUGCUCCUCCUCAGAUCAUUCAGUUUCUGCAGCAAGUAAACUGUGAGACAUUCUCUGACUCUCUUUUUGGAGGGCAGAAAAUUCUGGCUGCUUAUGAGUUGGAGGGUGAAGCAAUUGGGCUGGUUGGUGCCUCUCCCCAAAUUCUUUCGGAAGCUGAAGAACAUAUGAAAAAAGUCUUGGACUUUAAGUGCAUCAGUGUUAUAGACAGUGGGAUUGUUAAGGAUUUUCGGUGGAAAAAACUCACUGAUGAAUUAAAUAAAAAAUACAAUUACUCCUCCACAACUGUAAUAAUAGAACAGCAGAAUUCAGACACUGGCAUUCAGAUAAUCAUUGCUGGUUAUGUUAGUCCAGUAUAUGAAAGCUACAGGGAACUUUAUGAAUUUAUAGAAAAAAACACAAAAAUACAGGAGUUGGUCACUGUGAACUCCCUAGUAGUUAUCCAGUAUAUGAAGGAGGAAAAAAAGCAAAUCUGGAAAAACCUAAAGAAAAACCAUGUGAAGGUUGAUUACAAAACUCUAGCCAACCAAAGAGGCAUUUCACUGAGUGGUCCAAAAAGAGAAGUAAUAAAAGGAGUGGCCAUGGUUAAAGAAGCACUAGGUUCAAUACAUGUGAAAAAUUUUAGCAGUGAUAAACCAGGGGCCAAAUCCUUAUUCAAAGACAAAGAAGAUUAUUGUACAAGGGAAGCCAAACAGAGAUAUAAUUGUUUAAUUUGGCUACAAGAAGAUGUAGAUGAGAGCAGUGGGGCCAUCACUGUUGGGCAGAAAAUCUACUACAAGAUAACCUUAGAAUCUGGCAUCUUAAUAACAGUUCAGAAAGGUGAUUUAACCCAGUUCUCAGCAGAUGUGGUGGUUAAUGCUGCAAAUCAGGACCUACAGCACGCUGGAGGCCUGGCAGCUGCACUCUCUAAAGCAGCAGGCCCAGAGCUACAGAGGGACUGUGACCAGAUAGUCCAGAAACAGGGUAAGAUCCCUCCUGGCUGGGCUGUUGUCUCAGCCGCUGGACAGCUCCCAUAUAAGCAAGUGAUUCAUGCUGUUGGCCCCAGGUGGACACAAAAACAUGCUCACAGAUGUGUGCAGCUACUAAAAAAUGCUAUCACUGAGUGUCUUUAUCUGGCUGAACUCAAUGGCCACACUUCAAUAGCUAUCCCAGCCCUCAGCUCUGGGGUGUUUGGCUUCCCCUUAAAAGAGUGUGCAGAGACCAUCAUCCAGUCCAUCAAGGAAAACUUCCAGGACUCCCAAAAUAAACACAGCUUGAGAAAGAUUCAUCUCAUAGAUUCAUCUGAGGAGACAGCUCAAGCUCUUUCCAAAGCUGCAAGGACCAUUUUUAAAGAUGACAAUUCACCACCCUGUACACCAGUAGAAAACCAGAAAACCACCUUGAGAAAAAGUACUGAACAUAAAAAUAUGUUGGACUCCAUCCAAACUAGUGAACACCUGAGCAUCAUCUUGAUGAGAGGGGAUAUUCAGGAUGUGCAGACUGAUAUUAUUGUAAAUUCCAUCCCUUUGGAUCUUCAUCUUGACAGUGAGCCAUUUUCUCAGGCCUUAUUGAGGAAAGCGGGCCCAGAACUCCAGGAAGAAUUAAAUACAUUUGGAAAAACAUCAGUGAAAACAGGUCAUGUUCUGAAGACAAGAGGAUAUAAUCUGGGCUGCAGAUUUGUGCUCCAUGUGGUGGCUCCUGCCUGGGAUGAUGGAGCAGGGAAUUCAGAAGAGAUUAUGGAAGACAUUAUCACAGAAUGCCUGGAAACUGCUGCCUCCCUAUCCUUAACAUCAAUCACUUUUCCAGCAAUUGGAACAGGAAAUAUGAGGUUUCCAAAAACCAUUUUUGCAAAAUUAAUCCUCUCCCAGGUGUUCAAAUUCAGUAGUUCAGGGUCUUUGAAGACUCUAAAAGAAGUGUGCUUUCUGUUGCAUCCCAGUGAUAUUAAAAACACUCAGGCCUUUGAAAAAGAAUUCACUAAAUAUACUGAUAGAAAUACUACCGGUGACAGAGUUUGCAACACCAGAGAUACACAAGAUUUAUUUGGCACCAUUUCUAGCCCUGAGUUGAGAAUAUAUGAAAGGAAGAUUGGACCCAUUACGUUCCAGGUUGCUUCUGGGGACAUCACUAAGGAAGAAUGUGAUGUUAUUGUAAACUCGACAAACAAGAUAUUUGGCUUCAAUAAAGCGGUUUCCAAAGCCAUUUUAUACAUUGCUGCAGCGACUACACCAUCAGUGUGUGCUAUGUCAGCUGCGAAUCUUCUCAGAAAUUUUAUAGUAACAGAAGGUGGAAAUCUAAGGUGCAAGAAAAUAAUACAUGUUAUUGGGGGAAAUGAUGUCAAACAAACCAUCUCUGAAGUCCUACAGGCAUGUGAACAAAUGAAAUAUGCAUCUAUUUCCCUCCCAGCCAUUGGAAUAGGACAGGCCAAACAAGACCCUACUUAUGUUGCUGAAUCUAUAAUCGAUGCCAUUGAAGGUUUUGCACAGGGAAGGUCUGUCCAAUCAGUGAAAAAAGUGAAAGUGGUCAUCUUCCUGCCACAGCUACUGGAAGUGUUUCAUGAUGCUAUGAAAAAAAGAGUGAGAUCUAAGCCACCAACGUCAACCUCUGUUUUCUCUAAGAGAAAAUCAUUUUUAAGUCUUACAAGCCAGCCUCCCAAAAAACAAGAUAAUUUGGUUCUGGAAAAAAUUAAAAAAUCAGCAACUUUCCAGGUGUGUGGUGAAAGCAAGGAGAAUGUUGAAAGUGCUAUCUCUUGGAUACAAGAUUUGAUUUUAAAGGAACACAAAAGCUGUACUUUCACUGAUGAGUCCAUCCAAAACUUUGGGGAAAAAGAAUACAAUGAAUUGAAUGAGCUGCAGAAAAGGUUGAAUGUCAUCGUUGAUAUGAAACAUGGAGGGUCUCAGAUUGAGAUCACAGGAACUACCCAAGAUGUGUUCGAGGCUUCCCAGGCAAUUCAAGACAUGAUCAAGAGAACACACUUCCAUAUAGGUGAGGAGUCUAAGGCUGAGGAGCUCAGGAGAACCACCACAUGGCACUAUAGUGCCAGAGGUCUUUCCAUGCCUUUUGACAAAAUAACUAAUCUACAUUUGGAGGAUGCAAGGAAAGGAAAGAAAAAUAACAUUGUUGUUAAAAUUGAGAAUGAAAACUAUACAGUAGACUUUAACACUAACCUUGCUACAAAUGGAAAGGGACACAGCUUGCAUGUUUAUCGUAUCAAAAAACCUGAAGUUGAGAUCCCUAACCACUGGGAUGACAUGAAAGACCAGAACCUUCUUUUGGUGGAGUUACCUCCGGGACAUGUAGAAUUCGAGAGAGUAAAAGACAAGUGUUAUGAGAUUUCUGCUGAGUACACAAUAGAGAAGAUUCAGAGGAUACAGAACAAAAUUCUUUGGAAUUUGUAUAAGACAAAGAAAAUAUUCAUGGACAAGCAGAACAAACACACAAAAAAUGAAAGACGCCUCUUCCAUGGGACAGAUACUGACUCAGUGUCCUAUGUCAAUAGUCAAGGCUUUAAUCGCAGUUAUGCUGGGAAAAAUGCUGCAGCAUGGGGAAAAGGAACUUAUUUUGCUGUCAGUGCCCUAAAUUCAGCUAAAAAUAGAUACUCCAAGCCAGAUAGCAAUGGGAAGAAGCAUAUGUAUUAUGUGCGAGUACUUACUGGUGAUUACACUCUUGGAAAUCCAUCAUUCAUUGUCCCUCCGCCAAAGAUAAAUCAAGAUGCUGUUGUUCUAUAUGACAGUGUGACUGACAGUAUGACAAAUCCAAGCUUCUUUGUUAUAUUUUAUGAUAAUCAGGCUUAUCCAGAGUACCUCAUUACUUUCAGGAAAAAGCAUUUUGGUUUCAUGUCCGUGUGAUAUUAUGUAGACAUUUCUUUGUAGCAUGUUUUAGCAUUCAAUGUAUUUUUUUAGAUCACAACAUUCACUCUUCUUGCUGAAAUUAGUACUUAAAGCAUUAUCACCAGUGUGAUUUUUAAUUUAUGCUUCUUGUGGUCAUUCCCCAGUUGAUAAAUGAUCAAAGGAUUAGAACUGGCAGUUUUCACAUGAAGAUCAAAGCUAUAGUUAUAUGAAAAAUGCUCAAAAUCACUAUUGAUUAGAGAAAUACAAAUUAAAACAACUCUGGGCACCACCUUACAUUCUGCUGUUUGACUAAUAUGACAGAAAAAGGAAAACGAUGGGGGAAAUUUGGGAAUGUGGGAAUGAUAUGGGAAAAUUUGGGCACUAAUGGACUCUUGGUGGAGUUGUGAACUGAUCCAAGUGUUCUGAAGAGAAAUUUGGAA